GUUGACUUCACGGAUUUCAAUAUUCUCGACUAAAAUUUACAUUUAUGACUGCAAAAUGGCUGCGCUGAAGACUUCCCUAUCUUGUAUACCGGUGUCAGGUGCGUAAUUAAGGUUUCAUCUUUUUCGAUCGCAAAAUAAUAAUUUGUUCACGUGCGAACAAAAAUUUAGGUCUCUUCGUAUGGCAAAGGUUUCUCUAGUCUUUUAGUUGUCUUAAUAACCGAGUUAUAUAAAUAGAUGUGGCAUUUGGCUAUUCGAAAACGUUGAACGCUUUUAUAGCUCGGGGAGACAGAGGAAUAUUGUGACGUAAUUCAGUAGGUGUGUGGUGGGCGGGUGCUUACUGGUGGCCUUUGUUAUGUAUAAAUAUGUCAGAUAUGUGUACGUAAUAGUGCUAUUUUAUCCUUGGUUCAAAAUUGAUUUUCCUUUAUUUUAAUCUCACAUGCAUUACCAUGCACAAAAACAAAGGAAAAUAAAACUCAAACCAAGGAUGUAACUGAACCACAACGUAUAUUAUGAAAAGUUAUACACUAUUCAGGGAAAAUUCUCACUAACUCUGUAGCGCAGUGACAUAUAUAACUUAUUGCAUGGCUGUUUUAGCAAGUAGGCAAAAUAAACCAAUUCCUGUGUUUACUUGAUGGAUAAGAUGAGCCUUUCUUGCUUGCUCGCUUUAUUGCAACAAGAAAAAGAGUCCCAGUCUGGCUGCAUAUUGAAUCCCUUAUUGACCAAGCUUGAUUGGUAAGGAUGAAAACCUUUUGAAAUCUUUUGAAUAAUGCAAGUCAGCAGAAUUUCUUUGGCACUCACCGUACAGAAUUCAUCAGAUUUUUUCAGGAAAUGUGGAUAUGAAAAUCAUGCACAUGCAUUUUCUGGAAAAGGCGGCAGGUUUAUAUUGAUUAUUGUAGACGCAUAAUUUUACCCUUUUACAAGGCAAUUUUUAUAAUUAAAAAUCUUAGGUAUUGUCUUGUUGAAUAUCAAUCCUCACAUGGGGCAUAUGACAUAAUUAGUAAGAAAUGGAGGACUAUACCUUGUAAAAGCCUGCAAAUGUUUGUACUGUCCUUAUCCCAUAUUGUGUGAUUGUUCAUAAAAUUUAUAAAAUUUGUGUUUUUAAAGUGAAUUUAAAUAUUGAUUCAUUCAAAAUAAUUGAACAAAAAACACAAGUUGUAUUCAAGAGAAAACGUUAAUAGAAGUCUGUUUAAUUUCCAUUUGAAAGCCACCAAAGCACUUCUCUCAAGAUGUCCAGGAGUUCAUGUCUCUGUUCGUAAUGCAAGUAAGGUACAGGCAGCUUUGUGUAACAUCCUGGAUACUCAAAUCAAUGACAUAAAACAGGCUGGUACAUGGAAAGAUGAAAGAGUCAUUUUCACAAGACAAGCUUCAGAGAUUGGAGUUAUAGGAAGGAACGAUAAGCUACUUAACUUCUGCGCCAACAACUAUCUGGGACUGUCGGUGAGUUAAAAAAAUAAUAGUAAACAAACAGAAGUUUUUUUAAGGAAAAAAUGUGUUCCUACUCAGUUCAUAUGCGGUGAGCCUAUAUAUUGAAACAAAUUGGAGGCCUAGGUGGACAAAUAAGUUUGUAUAAAUAGAGGAUAUUACACGGUGGUGCGAAGAUAUGACUUUUAUUUUCGAGUGGCAAAACAAUAUUUUACGAACGAGCACAGCGAGUGAGUAAAAUAUUGUUUUUGCCACGAGAAAAUAAAAUUCAUAUCUUCAAGCCGCCGUGUAAUGUUCUUUUUAUUAUAUAGACAAAAUGACAUUGAUAAAAUAAUAGAGGGAAAUUACCAAAAUUACGUCAUCAAUAAACUCACGUGUGAGAUUAUGGAAAAUAAACCACUCGGGUCCCGGAUGUAGUUUUUAUGAAUUUUACGAGUGGUAUAUUUUCCAGUAAAACACUCAUGUCUAUAUAAUAAAACACAGUAUUUUGUCAACCAUGUGUUGAGUUGGUACCUUUAUUGUUAGGGAUGCAGGAAGGGUCUGAAAGCAAAUUAGCCCCCCUUUUGAAUAAGUACCCUCCCCUACCGGUAACACUUUCUUAAACAGAGUAAGGAUACCAUAAGGAAAGCCUCUUACUUUACAUUUAAUGUAUGACCAAAUUAGCUUCAAUACUUUCCUCACCAGCUAGAAAACAGUUUUCUCUCCUUUUAAUGCAGUUCCAGUUAUUGCUUCAGUGUAAGAUUACCAUUUUUAGAUUCAGUGUAUAGAGUGUGGAAUAAUGUUCCCUAAGUGUCUUUAUUACAUAAAUGAGCUUCUUUUGCACUAAUUUGUAAUAAUUUUAAAUAAGUGCCCCUCUGGCUCAAGGACAACCUUUUUCAAGGAAAUGCAGUACAGCCAGUUGUGAUGUUGCUAUCAAACUUUUGGUUUUAUCGUUUUUAAAAAUUGUUUUAGUCCCACCCAGAAGUUAUUGAAGCUGCCAAAAAUGCAUUGGAAAAAUAUGGUAAUGGACUGAGCUCUGUACGGUUCAUAUGCGGAACACAGGUAGUGUUUUUUUUUUUAAUUACUGGUAGCCUAACACUGCAUUAAGCUUAAAGUAUACACUUGAAGAAAAAAAAAAACAAUGCCUGCUCCCAUCAAGGGAAAUGUUUUGUUUUCCCAAGAUUCUUAAUAUUCACUGGGGAAAUCAUUAAGAUUAGGAAAAAGAAAACACUAAAUUGAGUUUUUUUGGUCAUAGAACAAAAUCAUUUGUUAGUGACUGGCUAAUUCAUUACAAGAUUUGCCCAACAUUGCCAAAGCCAGUUUUUUAGAUCCCAAUGGUUUUUUUGUCAGUUUUCAUGCAGUAUUUAUAAAACUUCACAUUUUCUUGCUGGAGGCCUGACAUUAUGAAUAGAGGUGACAACUCACAACGCGGACUGCAUAUGGCCAAAAUUUCUGUCACUUUUGUGAUUUCCCAAAAGUGAAUUUAAAAUUAUAUCCUGUGCAUGAUGUAUUAAUUCAUCAGUAUAAUUGCCUUCAGGGAAUACAGUUGAAUAAAGUUUCUUUCACUUGACCUUGAAACAGCCAAUAACUAAUGGAAGUAAGCAAUUUAUAAGACAUCAAAAAGUUGUAUAAAAAUGUACAUUAGUAAUGUACAAGAAUAGGCAGAGAGAACUUCCCAUUUUAAAACAAAUAAACACAUUUAUGUAACUCAGAUUGUCUCAUAUUUAAAGUUAAAGGGGAAAAACUUGUCUGAGGGAUGUGAAACUACUCAUCAUGUCACAAAAAUGAACAAAGGGGUGAAAUGGAAUGUCCAUUGAGCAUUUUAUUUCUUUCCGCAGGAUAUUCACAAAGAGCUUGAGGAAAAGAUAUCAAGAUUUCACGAGCGUGAGGAUGCAAUACUCUAUGCCUGUUGUUUUGAUGCAAAUGCUGGUUUAUUUGAGGUUCUGUUAGGUCCAGAUGAUGCUGUCUUGAGUGAUGAACUUAAUCAUGCCUCUAUUAUUGAUGGAAUACGCCUCUGUAAAGCCAAGAAAUUCAAAUACAAGAAUAAGGAUAUGGCAGGUAGCUGACAAGAAUAGCUGGAAAAGUGUUAUUGUGCAUGUCUAUAUAAAGUUGUGUGUGGCGUAAUAAAAUUAUCAGUUUGUAGUCUCUUCCCAGGAAAGGCAAUACUCAAUUAACUCAAUCUGUUAAAAGAACUACCAAAAACUCAAUUUUUGAAAAAAGUUUGCAACGGAAAGUUUGUUCCUGCCCAAAGUAUUUUUACUGGAAAUACUGUCAGCUGCAUCUACAGAUAAGUGUGUACACGUAAGGAAAAAAAUGUUCUUAUCGGGUGCAACCGUCGACAUGUUUUGCCACCAAACAUUCAAAGUUUUGAGUAGGGGCUGUUGUCAACUUGAUUUGCUUCCACUCAACAAAAUAUUCUUUACAAGAAUUUUAGACAUUAAGGAUAAUUACUGGGGGCAAGUGUGCUGUUUCUGAACGUGAAAUAUGCCUGAAAGUUGCGAAAAUGAAAUAUGAGCGGAAGGCGCUGAUCAAAAACAUAUAAACAAGUUUUGCUUUAAUGGCUGUCACUGUAUUAGAACUUUUUUUUUGUCUUGUGUCCAUGCUUAGAUGCAACCGACAGUAUACAGUAUGGUCUUAGCUACCAACAAGUCACUAUUUAUGAGAGACCUGUUGCUGUCAGAUACCAAAUCAGUAAUUGAUAUAGAAUUGUCCAAAGUAAUCCUGCAUGUUUCUUCUCAUUUCAGACCAUUUUUCUAGCCACAAUUCUUUUUUUAAUAUGCAGUUUUUUCAAGCUGUUGUUACUUUGUAUAAAUAAUUAUUAUGGCAGAAGUGGAAAAAAUUAUUGCAUUCUUAUGUCUCUCUCUGGCUCUUGUUCUCACCUCUUAAAAAGCUUCUUGUCUGCCCAUUUCUACCAAUGUAGUUCUUGUUUGUUUUUGAAUCACCAGACUAAGUCUGAUUUGCUUGAUUUACCAGUGUGUUAUAUUCAUUGUAUCCAUCAUUAGACCUUGAAGAAAAGCUCAAAGAAGCUGAAGGAGCUCGUCUAAAAUUGAUAGUCACUGAUGGUGUUUUUAGCAUGGAUGGAAAAGUGGCUCCCCUGAAGUAGGUGAAAAAAAUAAUGAAAAAAGUAAACCACUCAAAAAUGGCAUUAAAGGGAGGAAGCCAAGGAAAAUGGGACAGGAGGCAGGAGGUUUGGACCCUCCUGUCCCUCCCCUUAUUAGUAUAUUCUCUGCCGAUUUCCUGGCUCAAAAGAACCUGCAUGGAUUGUAUCAAUAGGGCUUGCUAAUAGUACAAUAGUUUACUUUCUGAUCAGACCUGCUGAGUAACUGAUCAGACCAUUGUUCAGACAUAUAAGGCCAGGGCUCAAAACCAAAAAUAUCAAUAUUUAACAAUUAUUCCUCGAGCCUUUGAAGGCGAGGGGAAUAAUCGUUUUAGUAAAAUCCAACUAGUUGUUCAAAAAUAUCCAGACAAAACAACUUUGGCUAGCAAAAUGCGAUUCAGCAGCCAUUAUUUUGGUUUUCAAAGCUGGCGCUUUUUGCUACUAGUGGGCUAUAACAUAUAGCCUGGUAGUAGCUCAACCAAUCAGAACGCACCAUUGAUAAUAGACCACUAGUUGGAUUUUACUAAAUAUAUAUAGCCUUUUUAUUAUUAUUUUUGCCUGCCAGGCCUAAAAUUUGGCCUGCCAUUUUUGGAUUGGCAGGCAGCUAUUUCGAGCCCGGAAGAUUACAGGGCAAAAAAUCCAUGACCCUGAGAUGGAAAGAAAGAAACAAAAGUUAGACUCUCUGUGAGCACUUUAUUCCAAACAUUUUAUACCGGUUAAAACUAACUUUCAGUUCUUCAUCUAUAGUGGGAUCUGUGAUCUAGCAGAAAAAUAUGGAGCACUUACAUUCAUAGAUGAGUGUCAUGCUACAGGAUUCCUAGGUGAAACUGGAAGGUACAGUGUGCAAAUCCUUUUAAUUAAAGACAACUGUUUAUUAUAGUUGGUGUCACUAAAACGAGCCAUAACAGUGAAUCUACAGGGAUUUUCUUCAGUCUACAGAUGUCCACCUAAAGGGAAUUCACCUUGUAGGGGUGCUCUCCUUGUAGGGCUGUCCAUUACAUUACAGGAGUGUCCUCAUUACAUGAGGGGAUGUCACCUUUGUGAGUGUCCCACUUACAGGGGUGGCAAGUGUUAAAAUCGGACAAUUGCUGAGAGCUUUGUUUAAGAUGGGAAGAAAACAAAAUGGACAUUUUUGAUAAGACACAUCAAAGUUGCUUCAGAGAUUUCAAGGUUAGAUCAAAAUUUUGUAAGACAAAAGAUUUUCUAGAUAGGUACCAUUCGCCAGCUCUACUUUCUGGGUGUAAAUCUUGCAGGGGAGUUCUCUCAUAUUAUACUAGACUGCGGGCAGUCUCUCUUUUUCUUUAGAUUUAGUAAGGAGAGUGCACGCGCACGCGAGCGUUGAGUGGCGAAGCCUCAAGACGCGAGAAACAAGGGCGGCGCCUUCAGUCACGCGCGUGGUCAUUUGCGUGUCUCGGGGGUUUUGCUCGACGGACCAAGAAAAAAGAGAGACUGCUCGUAGUCUAAUAAUAAACAGAAGCUGACAAAGUAAAAUUAACACUUACCUGUUAUGAAUCAUUUGAAAAUUAUGUUAAUUGAACUUUAUGAGUUUCAAAAGUCAGUCUUGAGUUUUCAUUUGGAUCUUGAGUUUUCAUUUGUUUAUCCAUAAGAUUUACUGAAAAUGAUUUAUAUUUUUUAGAGGAACAGAGGACUAUUUGAACUGCAAAGGUCGUGUAGAUAUCAUCAAUUCUACUCUUGGAAAAGCGUUGGGUGGUUCUGCAGGUGAUCAUGCAUUAAUGCUCUUCUUACCUGGGGCAUACGUCGUAUAAUGGCCUAUACGGAUAGGCUCCGCCCGAUAGGGGUACCUUUUUCAGAGUUCGGGUAUAUGAAAGGGUAGGGAGUUCACCAGCUGAAGUACAUGAAACGGUAGGGAAAAUAAUGUCAUUUUGGUCGGUAAAAAGGCGCAAUAAGGCUAACAGAUACAUUUUAUGGCUGUGAAAAAGUCGAGAAAAUGUCCUGGUUUUGUGAUUUAUUUAUGUGUUUAAGACAGUACAUUUACAUUGGUUAAAAGGGAUGCAAAGUUCUAAACUAGGCAUGGAAAAGAGGCACCAUUUGUCGUUAGAAGGUAUAAGAAAGGGCAACUUUUUCUGUCAAAAAUGGUAUAUAAAAUGGUGAGGGUUUGUUCCUCGGGGCAUAGCCUUAACUCCGUUAAGUACCCACCCCGGGCCUCCUUGACUGUGAUUUAUUAAAACACCAAAUGUCAUUUAAUAAUUUCAUUUUUGUGUUUGUACUGUCUUUAGGUGGUUACACCACAGGACCAAAACAGCUUAUCCAGAUGCUUCGUCAGAAAUCCCGUCCUUAUCUGUUCUCUAACACCCUUCCCCCUGCUGUAGUGGGUGGCGCCAUCAAGGUUAGAUGCAUGGUAGCCUACGGGCAGGCUCUCCGAGGCGCUCUGGCGGCGGGGCGGGAAAAGAAAGGAGAGCUUGCAACUACGUCUCUGGAAUUUGAAUUCCACCUCCAAUUCCCCUGUAGCUCCCCGUCGACUGAGCUUUCACUAGAGAUUUCCGCCAAUCAGUGAGAAGUUGAAACGAGUGCGAAUGUAAACAAACAUUGAAAGACACGUACCAAGGGUAAUGACGUCAUUACUAAUGUCAUUUCCACCAAUCAGCAUUUCGCUUGGACUUUUUCGAUGCAGAUGUUCAAAUUCCAGAGACGUAGUUGCAAGCUCUCCUUCCUUUUCCCGCCCCGCCGCGCCAUGGAGGGCUUGCUCGCAGGCUAGAUGCAUGGUCAACAAAGCGUCGAAAAGUGAAUCCGCUUGCGUCUGGAGCUAAAACAUACCUCAAUAGGGAGCUUACAAAACUAAAUUGGUCAAGGAUAUUGACAAAAAGUGUAAAAAAGCACGAAAACAGCACAUCUGCACGUGCAUCACACUCACUGGCUUUUUACUGCUCUCUUUCACAACUAUGAUGUAACAUUUCCACUUGUGGGACGUGCAUUUGUAUAGGAUUAUCAAUGUGAACGUGUAACAUCAAAAUUUUCUUAGUCCUCUUGAACUUGGAUGUGGUUUUAGAGAAUUUACCUCCUAGAAAUUUGCUUACAUUGACAAUGUCAUUUAGUGCCUCCAAUUCUUGUGUCUUGGAAAGAAAAUAGUAGACAACUUUAAAACUCUUACCAGGAGUCAUCAUGGGCUCUGGCUCUUAUGAAAUGUCACUGUUCCCGUAAAAGUUCGAACUUCGCAUUGUUAGCUAGAGUAAGGACCACCAGACGAAUCAGUAUUUGGCGUAGUUUUAGCAACGGCAUUAACUUGCCACUUCUUUUGCAAAAUUGGUGCAAAACGAAUUGAAAAGAAAUGUCUGCGAUGAUGCGCGCUUACUCCCCAGGAAUUAAGACGUCUUGCAAUAAGUGGGGUUUUGCAAGUUGCGAAAAGUUGCUGCAAAAAGAAGAGAGUAGUUGCGCUUUUUGUAACAAAAACAUGUUCCGCGUUUUACUGCCCCAAGGCAAACGCAACUAUACUUCCACGUAUGGCAUCACUGCCAAGUAAUUUUAUCCAAUCAGAAGAAGGCAUUCACCCAACAACCUGAUUAGUUGCAAGACAGGUUUACGCAAAACAACGAUUUUCAACUCGUUUGCACCAGUAUCGCAGAACAAGUUGUACGUUUUUGUCCCUCGUUUUACCGCAGCUUCAGGAGAACAGAGCUCUACGAUUGGCAUGACACGCUACUUCUGUUCUUGACCAUUUUCUUCUCUCCUCUGAAAAACUUUCUAACUUUCUAAAAGUGUCUUUGUUCUGAAUAUUGCUUUUCUGUACUGAUCCGCCAGGUUUUUGAUCUGUUAAUGAAUGGCUCUGACCUGAUUAAAAAGGUGCAGGAAAAUACAACCUUGUUCAGAUCACGGAUGACAGCUGCCGGAUUUGAUGUAAUCGUGAGUAUAAUUAUUUAAUAAAUAUUAAGAGCUUCAAAUAUACAUUUCAUAUCUGGUAUACAGUGAACUAAACGUACAAAAUAAUUUCGUGAAGAUUAUAGCAAAUAGUAAAGCAAAUAAUCAAGGAAGUCAAGACCAGACCUGGUUAUCAAAAAAUUACUUUGAUGUCUGAAUUUCACUGACAAAAAGACAUGACUGAAGCCAAGAUAUAAUAUAACCAAAAACAUUUAGAAACACUGAAAUAUCUCAGUCAGCCUGUUGCAGGGACAAAAUUUAUAUGGCGUAGACUAUUCUUUAUUAAACCAUAAAAUCUUUCUCCACAUCAUUGGAAUCUGUACUGUGUACAACAAGCUGAACACACUGGCAGCACGACCAGCACCGCCGCCAAAAUUUUCUCCAAACUCGCGUAGGUGAGCCUGCUCGCAGCCUAUAUCCCCUUCCACUCACCGCCGUUUAAGUGGCCAAAAUUAAGACUCACCAGAAAUCCCAGGCUUCAUUUCAUAAAAUAUUGAGAAGCGAACAGCGCCAUGUGGAAGUACCGUAUUUAUUCGAUUAACCGCCCUGGGCCCUUAUUAAAUUUUUUAGCCUGAGUAUCAGGCCUUCCUACGGGGCAAGGGGAGAGGAGAUUUUAGAUGGGGGAGGGGGGAGGGGGAGAAGAAUCAUGGUAUCGAAUCAUGCUGUGUGAGGGUGGAAGGCUCCAGUAAAAGCAUCUGUGUCAGGCGUUUCUUUCCUUCACCUCUCUUCCUUUUUCGCUUCCAUUUUUCCCCUUUUCCCCAGAAACGCCUGAUACUCAGGCUAUAAAUUUUUGGACCUUGAGAGUGGGCGCUUAUUCGAGGUGGACGCUUAUUCGAGGCUGUGCGCUUAUUAAAUUUUCAACACUUCAGCAAGUGCAGUAUGUUUAUUUUGCAACAAACAAUAAAUAGUAAAAACAAAACGCGAAGAUGUAACAAAGCAAGGUUUGUGUAAAAUACUCUGAAGAAAACUCCGUCUUCGGGGAAGUCUCCAAGUGUCUUAUUAGUACUUAUUCAAUUUUUGGGGGGUGUGAGGGGCAAGGGGGUAGGCUGGGGUGGGCGCUUAUUCGAGGGUGGGCGCUUAUUCGAGGCUGGGCGCUUAUUAACUUUUUCUGCCUUUAGGAUGGGCGCUUAUUCGAGGUUGGGCGCUUAUUCGAAUAAAUACGGUACUACUGAUAAGGUUUCAUUUGAACGGUCUCGCUAUAGGAUUUCAUUAAGGGACUCAAAAGUUAGAACUAUGUACUAAAUAAAUCCACAGACUCGAAAGUCACAACUAUCCUCUACAGCAUAAGAAACAGAACUACAGCAACAGCAAUACUGCUAAGUAGCUUUUCUUGAAAUAGUCAAACAUCAACAGAUAAUAACUUCCCUCUAAAGGUGAUGUUACACGGAACGAUUCGCAGCGACGAUUUUUAGCGCAACACAGCGAAACAGUCGAAACAAUGUCGCAACGACGAUGCAACGCUGUGUUGCGCUAAAAAUCGUCGUUGCGAAUCGUCUCGUGUGACAUCACCUGAAAGAGUGUUGACAUGCUUGACAGAGAUGCCAUUUAGUGCUUGAUAUGAUGCACAAAUUGUACGUUGUCCUGUUUACUCUGAUAUUGUAGGGUGAUGGUCACCCUAUCACACCAGUCAUGUUAGGAGAUGCACGCCUCGCUGUUGAAUUUGCUGAUGAGAUGUUAGGUAUGUGCUAAUAAAGGGAAUGAAACUUAUGUAUGGCUUGUCCAUUAUCAACUACAUUAUCAACCUCCUCGUCCGAUUCGACCUCAAUAUAGAUCGUUUUCAUUGUCACGCAACAAAAAAAAUUGGAAACCGUCCAGUGGAAGAAGCCUGGAAAAUGAAAUAUUAUAAAGGACUAAUUUUUAAACAAAUUGUCCAAAUCUCAGGUCUUUGUGGCCUGCAGUUUCUGAGUUAUUUACUGAAACGUUUCACGCACCUUUCUAGAGCUUUGUAUGGAGACACCAUAUUGGUGCACCGUUUUGGCGCACCAAUAUGGCUGCCGGAAAUCAAUAAAAACAUCUGAAGUUCACUUGUCCUAUAAAAGCUCUUUUUUUUUUCACUCGAUAACUAGCAUACGUGCGCAUAAACAUAUCUUCUAAUACUUGAAAUGGUUAUACUGCUGAAAAUCAAGAGGAGAGACUCUUUUUCAACAAGACAGCAUUCCUAUUUUGGUGUCACGCACUGUGAAAACUCGGAAGUUCAAAUUGCUGUACUUUCGAAAUGAAACAUGCUACAUGGAAACUUGUACAAAGAGUUACUUUUUGUUUAUCUUCAACCUAGUGUAAAUAAGAAUUCGUAAAUCCUCGCUAUUUUGACUUUACAAUUUGAUGACGUCACUGUGAAAACCAUCUAUAGUCAUGCCGUUGCUAAAUGACCUUUUUGACACACUGUCUGACCGCAGAAUGCACUACACAACUCAGAGUAUACAAGGAAGAUGGCACUGCUCUUGUUGUGCCUGAGAAAUCGCAUGCAAUAAAUUCUCUUCCGGGAAAUUCUCUUCAAAUAGUUAGACACUAGACGUGCAAGACCCGUUCCCGGCAGAGACCCUUUGUGGUUUGCUUUGCGUAAGCGAAAACUAACCUGAGUGAUCGCAGGUUCGACUGUUUUCUCCUUUCUCUCUUUUUAGUUUUAUGCCUUUUUUGUUGGUUUUGAACUUGCAAUAUCAUUUGUUUUUUUACUGUGGAAUGUUAAGCUCAGAUAACAGAACCCCGCUAGUCGACAGAACGUGAUUUCAUAGGUUUGACUUAUUCUUGGACUUAUUCCCAGUGCCGGAGGUACUCAAGGCCUAAAAAAUAAGUGAGGAAGAAUUGUCCAGCAAACUGCAUGAGAAAGCUUUGUUUUUUCGAACUCAAAACAGUACCGGGAAGAGCACAGGUUGAGGCGCACACUCUCCACUGUAUUUUAUGCUUUUCACAUGCAAUAUCUUAGUUUGUUUUGUCUUUUCUUCAGAACGUGGGAUCUAUGUGAUUGGUUUUACCUUCCCUGUUGUUCCUCAAGGUGAGAAUUUUUAAUACGUUGCUACAUGAGGCACGUUUUAUAGAUGGUCUUGAAGGGUACUCUCUCGGGAUCCGGGAUUGACCGAAACUAUAGUGCGGGAUUCAGGAAAUCGAAAAAUACGGGAUUUGACCGCUACUCGGGAGGCGGGAUUCGUGAAAAUCUGGGAACGGGAUGCGAUAUCGGGAAGGAAAAAGGUAUUCGGGAUGGAGAUGACAGAACUGAGUUCGGGAUGCGGGAUUAUCGUGAAAAAGGAGCGAGAGUGCCGGAUCAGGGGCCCGUUUCUCGAAAGUCCCGAUAAUUAACGGGCCCGGUAAGCUGUCUCCGUUUACAGUAAAGAUCGAGGUUUCAAUAGUUUUGCAUCUAACGUGAUCAAACUGUCAGUUAAUGAAACUAAAUGGAGUAGUUUGCUAGCCAGGACCCGCGCUCUUAUUCUUUAUAUUUCGAUUUGAAUAUUUGAUUUCGGGCCCGUAAAGUUACCGGGACUUUCGAGAAACGGGCCCCAGGCCCCCUCGCCCAGACCCUGUUUAUAUGGUCUAAGUUGCUAACGAACUCCCUCUCCUUUCUUUUUUUAAUUCAACAACCAGGCUUAUAGAUAAUUUCCCCUGAAAAAACAAAGAACGCUAAGUGUGCGGCUUAAAUUCUUAUAAUUCGCAGAGAAACUUGAGUCUUUCUAUUGCAGAUAUAGGAUCGAUACUUAACUAAGAGUCAAUUAUUCAAACGUGUACUAGUAGGUCGUUUUUCUAAGUGGAGUAAAGUGGUUUUUAACUUUUUUAAGUCUUUCGUUUUAUCUGCACUUUAUUCCUUCUUGAUCUUGUAGAUAGAAUUUAAACCCAAGGGGAGUAUUGCAUUGCUACUCGACAUCGUAUUUUACGACAUGAUCUUUUUUUAAUGCAGGAAAGGCCAGAAUACGUGUCCAGAUUUCUGCAGCUCACAGCACAGAAGAAAUUGAACGUUGUGUUGAAGCCUUUAUUGAUGUUGGGAAAAAGAAAGGAGUGAUUUAAUUCUGAGAUAUUUUCGUAAUCAUAGUAAAUUAUUUUUAAUGCAAAAAAGGAUACUUUUGUACCCUUUCAAUAACGUAUAGUUUUGUGGACUAUUUAUUUUUAGUAGAAACUCCAAACGUUUACUGGAACAAAUUCAGCGGAAAUAAUUCAAAAGCGCGGAAUAAAAUAUGCAAUGCUAAUUACCGUCCGACAUACCUUGCUUGAUUUUUUUGCCACCCAUUUCCGCAAAAAAACACCAAAUGUUACUUUGACAAGUAAAAACCGAGCAAGAAGCGUUCUACAUGAUAAAACUGAACACUUAUUUAUUUACAGCUGCCGUAGCUAUGUCAUAUUUAACAGUUUUUGCCGUCAAAGUUUCGCUGGUGGUUAAACGGACGUGGUUUGCUGUUCAUAGUUCAUAAAUGUGUGUAUUUUUAACUGAGAAUGCCGUAAACUGCCGCUAUAAGCCACCUCCCAGUUAUACGCCAAAAAACCUGUAAACAAACUCGAUUUAAUUAUUAUGACGUCUGAAAGCUGCUAUAGCAUAUUUCGCCGCGCUUUUUCUAUUCCGGUGAUAAGCCCUGUUGGAUAUAAGCCCUCCUAAGAAUCUUCACAAAGAUGUAUAAGCCCAGGGGUUUACGCACGAUAUGUGAAUCGUAACGCAAUAUAGUAGGAGAUACUUAACAAUUAUUCCUCGAGCCCGAAUGGGCUCUGAGUCAAUAGCCCCAUGAGGCCGAAGGCCGAAUGGGCUAUUACCUCAGAGGCCAUGGGGGCGAGAGGAAUAAUUAUUAUAGUAAAAUCCAACUAGUUGGUCAAAAACAUCAAGACAAAACAACUUAAAGGAAGACUGUAAUCCUGUUUUGCCGCCAAAAAUCUGGCGCUUUUCGCUACUAGUGGACUAUAACAUAUAGCCUUGUAGUAGCUCAACCAAUCAGAACGCAGCAUUGAUAAUAGACCACUAGUUGGAUUUUACUAAUAACUGAUAUAAUAGUGUAGUAUUAUAAUUAAGGGACCUGGGUUUUAUAAUGAAACUGGUAUUCUGUCCAAAAAA
This is a messenger RNA of Porites lobata, 13394 nucleotides long. The record is from the annotation of a GenBank genome assembly. NCBI's taxonomy places the organism in Eukaryota, Metazoa, Cnidaria, Anthozoa, Scleractinia, Poritidae.